Maylandia zebra (zebra mbuna) is the source of this 1334-nucleotide messenger RNA. RefSeq lists its product as uncharacterized. The record is from RefSeq and is a predicted model, not a curated record. NCBI's taxonomy places the organism in Eukaryota, Metazoa, Chordata, Actinopteri, Cichliformes, Cichlidae.
UUGCUGGUAGCCUUCAGAAUGAUGACAACAGACUACUUCUUGGGGGGUUCAGUCCUUGUCUUGCUGAUUGUGCAUAUAUGCAGCCUUCCUCUUGAGAAAGGCUAUUAUCCAGGCACUCCUUACUGGAGAGGUAACACAAACACUGCAGGUAAUGUUGCCUUAAGCCAGGGUGGCCCUUAUGCAUACCCAUCCUUUGUUGUUGUACCUUAUAAUGCUCAGUAUGGAGGGGUUGCAGUGCAGCAGCCUGGUGUCUAUCAAUAUGCUCCCCAGAGCGUGCCAGUAUUAUAUACUGGCUCCAGUUCUUCUGGUCCUGCCCAGGCUGGAGGAUACACGACUGGCUCCACACAGGGUGGAGGUGCUGUUCGACCUGCAGCUGGUUCAAAUGUUGGUGUUUCUACUGGAGGAAGCGGCGCAAAUACUGGUGCUAAUGUUGCCCUAAGCCAGGGAGGACCUUAUCCAUACCCCUCUGUAGCUGUGCCUUAUAGUGCUCCAUAUGGAGGGGUUGCAGUGCAGCAGCCUGGUUUCUCACAUGCUGCUCAAAGUGUGGCAGCACCAUACACCGGCUCCAGUUACUCCGCUCCUGCUCAGGCAGGAGGAAGCACAGCUGGCUCUGCACAAACUGGAGCAACUUCUCAACCUGCAGCUGAAAUCAACUGGGCUGUCCCACCUCCCAAGCUCGGUGAGGAAUCAUCACCCAACCCUCAAAGCCUUGCCUCUGGCACAGCUGAUGAGCCUGGUGCGCUUCUACCACCAGUACCUGCGUACCAACCAGGAGAGUUGUCCCACUAUGAGAAGGCUGCUGAGGCUGGGGACUACCAGUCGGAGACAGAAGAACUAGGUCGCAGGACUGUCCCAGCUACGAUGGACUCUUUUGCUGCUGCGGGUGGACUGGCAUCCCCAGGCUUUGCCACAGGACAGUUUGGAAUGGGUGGGCUGUGGGGUAGUCCGUAUCCAUCCUUUGACUUCUUGUUCCUGACUGGCCAGUACCCUGCGGGCACAGUCAGUCACUUCAGCCAGGACUACGAGCAGGGACGAGACUAUUCUCACAGCACUCACUACCUGAAAGACCACCCCUACCCCGGCUUUGCACAGUCAGUGGGGGCUGUUGGAGCAGCUCAGAGCCUUCAGACUCCCAGCUUGUAUGUGAGCAGUCCAGUGGUGGGAGGUUAUUACCAGGUUGGAGCACAAAUGGUACCCGCUUCUUCCUACACAGGUGUUUCGCAGAUAAAAUACUAGCUGAAUCCAAUCGGCUUACUGAACUGGGCAACACAAUGAACUGGUGAAUGACUCCAUGUGAUACAAUAAACUUGGUUUUCAGUGUUUUGAAACAGUGA